UUAUUUGUCCGCAAACUGACCUAAGUGCAGCUUGCUGAUAGCAAAACAUAAAAACAAUGGCAUAGUCCGUGGUGUAGUCUCAUUACUCUCCUUCGUGCCGCUACUUGUCUGUUCAGGAUUCAUUGCCAAGGGAACGGUUUGAGCAGCUUUCUCAGCCUUAUUUCCAGGGCUGAAUGAGGCCGGAAUGGGUCUCAUCCUCUGACCCGAGCACGACAUUGACAAAUUGUUCAGGGGCUUUUCGCUUCUGAUGUGACUGCAACCUGGUUGGAAGAAGUCAGAGAGGGAAAGAGAGAGAGAGAGAAGCUGGACGGGAUUUCAUAGAGGAAUUUGCUGAGUGCUGCCAAGCUAUGUUUGCACAGUAUUGACCAGAGCUAUUACAUCCAUCACUGAGUCAGGGGAGACUCAGUACUUGGACAACACUAACGCCAGCAAGGAUGGAAACAAAGCUUGUUAUUGUACAGCUGUGUGGGCACAGACACAGAGACACCCUCCAGCUUCAUACUCAAUGUUUGAUAUUCCUGAGAUGUAGUCCAGAACCUCCUUUGCUGCUAAGUCAACUCUCUCAUGGUCUGAGCAGUGCUUCCUACCAAUAAUGCUUUGGUGCUUCCUGCUGAUGCUUCACUAUCCUGGGAAUUCUAAAGCUCAAGUCAAUCCUGGCCUGUGCCGUUACGCGUUAGGAAUGCAGGAUGGCACGAUCCCAGAUGAAGACAUCACUGCUUCCAGUGAGUGGUAUGGAUCAACCGCUGCUCGGUUUGGCAGACUGGAGAAGGAGCGAGGUGAUGGAGCCUGGUGUCCAGUCGACCUACUGUACCCUGACAGUGUUGAGUACCUGCAGAUUGACCUGCACGCCCUCAACUUCAUCACGCUGCUUGGUACACAGGGGCGACAUGCCUAUGGUAGCGGCAAUGAGUUUGCUCGUGCUUACCAACUGGAUUACAGCCGGGACGGGAGGCGUUGGAUAACCUGGAAGGACCGUCAGGGGAAACAGAUUAUUUCAGGAAAUGUCAACACUUACGAUAUUGUUCUGAAGGACCUGCGGCCUCCGAUCAUUGCCCGCUUUGUGCGGGUGAUCCCAGUGACUGAGCAGCCAUCGAGUGUGUGUAUGCGGGUCGAGCUGUAUGGCUGUGUCUGGAUUGACGGCCUCUACUCCUAUAGUGGGCCUGCGGGACAGACCAUUGGAAAGCCAGGGGCAGCAGUCAUCUACCUCAACGAUUCCACAUAUGAUGGUAUCCAGGACUCCAGGCGCAGUCAUGACGGUCUAGGUCAGCUGACGGAUGGGGUACUGGGGCUGGACGAUUUCACCCAGAGCCACGAGUACCGGGUGUGGCCCGGGUAUGACUAUGUUGGCUGGAGCAACGACACCUUCAUGGGCCAGUACGUGGAGCUGGAGUUUGAGUUCGAUCAACGCAGGAACUUCUCCAUUAUGAAGGUGCAUUGUAACAAUCUGUAUACAAAGUCGGUGAAGAUCUUCCACCGGGUUGAGUGCUCCUUCAAGCAGCAGCUGGUGGCGAACUGGGAGCGGGAGUUAGUGGGCGUAACGAUGGUGAUGGACGACAAGAACCCGAGUGCACGGUUUGUCAUUGUGCCCCUGGGGCAGCGGCUGGGCAAGGCAAUCCGCUGCCGGUUCUACUUUGCGGAUCGUUGGAUGUUGUUCAGUGAAAUCUCUUUCCAGUCAACAGUUGCAGAUGCUGAGGGUACAAAUCCUUUGGAACACCUUCAGCCAUCCAGGAGAGAGGACACUUCCCAAAUCCCAGAAGUUUGGAGUACUCCCAGGCUGAAUGCCGGCCUAGGCCUGGGUUUGGGACCCAGCCCUGCACCAAAACUGAUGCUGACCAACACGCCGAGCCCCACAUUGAUCAACACUGCCAGCAGCCUUGUCACUCUCAUCGUCGGCAGCUCCCCUCCUUCCACCAUCAGCAGGCCCAUGAACAAGGCUGAGGACAGUAACACCUCCAUUCUGAUUGGCUGUUUGGUAACCAUCAUACUCCUCCUCAUCAUCAUCAUCGUCGUCAUCCUGUGGAGGCAACAUUGGAAAAGGAUCCUAGAGAAGGCUCCGCGGAGAAUCCUGGAGGAGGAUGCUACUGUGCGCCCGCCCCUGUACAAUGACACCAUCAUCAUUGGCAACCAGACGCAGAUAUUCCAGACCAACCCCACUUAUGAGCGUGUCUUUCCAUUUGACCUGGAGUACCAGGAACCUGCCAGGCUACUGCGCAAACUUCCAGAACUUUCUCAGAGUGCCGAGGACUCAGUAUGCAGUGGGGACUACGCAGAACCUGAUCUCACAAAAGCUACUCCACACCAGGGUUUCCAGAGCAAUGUCCCACAUUACGCAGAGGCUGAUAUCGUCAGUCUGCAGGGAGUGACUGGAAAUAACACAUACGCAGUUCCUGCACUCACUGUGGACUCCCUCGUCAAGAUGGAGCUGGCCGUGGAAGAGAUCUCCCGACAACAGUUGCACUUCAAGGAGAAGCUGGGGGAGGGGCAGUUUGGGGAGGUCCACUUGUGUGAGGCAGUGAGUCUGCAUGAGCUUCUGCAACCUGAGUUCCUCUUCAACUUGGGACUCCGGCCAAUCCUUGUGGCUGUGAAAAUGCUGAGGUUGGAUGCCACAACAAACGCCAGGAAUAACUUCCUCAAAGAGAUGAAGAUCAUGUCGCGGCUGAAGGACCCAAAUAUUAUUCGGCUUCUCGGAGUCUGCACACGUGACGACCCGCUCUGCAUGGUCACUGAGUACAUGGAGAAUGGGGACCUCAACCAGUUCCUGUGCCAGCGAGAGCUGGAGAACCACUUCACCUUGACAAAGAACAUCCCCAGUGUCAGCUACCGGUGCCUCCUGCACAUGAUGACCCAGGUCGCCUCUGGCAUGAGAUAUCUCUCUUCGCUCAAUGUCGUACACCGGGACCUCGCAACGCGCAACUGCCUGGUGGGGAACCACUACACCAUCAAGAUAGCCGACUUCGGCAUGAGCCGCAACCUGUACAGUGGUGACUACUACCGGAUCCAGGGCCGCGCCGUGCUGCCCAUCCGCUGGAUGGCGUGGGAAAGUAUUCUGCUGGGAAAAUUCACCACAGCCAGCGAUGUCUGGGCCUUUGGAGUAACUAUGUGGGAGAUGUUCACCUUCUGUAAGGAACAGCCUUACUCUCUGCAGUCUGACGAGCAGAUUAUUGAAAAUACAGGAGAAUUUUUCCGAAAUCAGGGGCGGCAGGUCUACCUGUCACAGCCAACUGUGUGUCCGAAACAGAUCUUUGAUGUAAUGGUCAGCUGCUGGAGUAGAGACAUCAAGGACAGACCUAGCUUUGAGCAAAUCCACCACUUCCUCCAGCAGCAGUUAGUCAAUGCAGCCUAGCGUUUACACAUUGGGAUGGACCUUUGUCUUCUUGCUGAUGUGAUGGUUGCUGCCAUCAUGCCAUGCUUCUGUACGCCAAUGAACGACUCAGCCUCUUGGCCUUCCCGCCAUCUCUGCAGCAGGAUUGGCCCAUGGUGACUGCUCAUGUGAUGAGUGCAUUUUUCUGCACACUCCCGCCUCAUGCCUCUCCAAUGACAUCACUUCCUGGCAAUCAGGUUGUCCACUGACCUGUGAUAGCCCUCUCUGUGGGGAACGAGUGUCAGGGACAGCAAACGACUGCACAAUGGGGCGGUUUCCAAUGCUCUGAGAAUGCAGGAGAGGCUUAGGCUGGGAGAGCCUAUGGUAGGCCGAGACUUGAAUUCCCAGAGACGUGCACAAGGCCAAAGCUUGAAUACACAAGACUACUUUACUCUAUCAUUCCUUGUGGCGAUUACAAGCACUGCUUUCUUUGUUUUGUCGUUGCUUCCUCACACUGGAGUUACAACCAAGCUCAACACUAACAAGUGGGUAGAGAAGCCCAUAGGGGAGGGGGGGUGACUUAGCUGUUGCUAGUAACCUACACCUCAGAAUGUAGACACUACCCCAGUAACUCUGAGGAGAUUUCGGUCAGCAGAAAGGAGAGCAACACUGUGCUGUGGUCACUGGUUUUUUAAAAAGUUAGAAUGGUUUGUACUUUAAAUGCGAUGGACUGCUUUGCAAUGAAUAGUGAGCUAGUCCCCCAGGAGCUGAGUGCUGCUGAACUAUCUCCCUGACUGACCAACGCUCUGCCCUAACAUUUGAUGCAUAUUGCAUCUGCACUGAUGUCACAUUCUGUCAGCACUGGUGGGUUAAGGUGAGGGGUUGUCACAGGCUCCUGCGCACACCAGAAUUCCUUUCUGUGUGGAAGCUCAUCAGGGAGCUGCACAGAGAGAAUUUUAUUAUUAGGAGCUCAUCAUUUCAUUAAGUCCUGUUCCCCAAAGAACAUCCAACAGUCCUAUACAUGGGUGGGGGCAAACACUUGAGUGUGGGUCUGGUGGGAGCAUUCAGUACUUGGUUAGGGGGAGAGGGGUGUCUGUUAGGAGA
Carcharodon carcharias (great white shark) is the source of this 4405-nucleotide messenger RNA. Its product is annotated as discoidin domain-containing receptor 2-like. Gene Ontology annotation, molecular function: ATP binding; protein tyrosine kinase collagen receptor activity; collagen binding. The transcript is spliced from 17 exons. Gene Ontology annotation, biological process: multicellular organism development; protein phosphorylation; positive regulation of kinase activity. The coding region runs from base 593 to 3343 and encodes 916 amino acids. NCBI's taxonomy places the organism in Eukaryota, Metazoa, Chordata, Chondrichthyes, Lamniformes, Lamnidae. The record is from RefSeq and is a predicted model, not a curated record. Gene Ontology annotation, cellular component: signaling receptor complex; membrane.